AUGCAUUUCUUCAAACUCCUGGCGCUGACUGCGCUAUCCUGGACGGCCGUCAGUGCCAAAAAGGCCGCCUCGUCGAGCACAUUCGACACCUACUUGGGCAAACAAGCCUCCUCCGCACCCUUUGAAUUGGACGAGAAGGCAUACAAUGACUUGACGGCUGCACCUCGAGACUAUGCCCUCGCUGUCCUCCUGACUGCCCGGGAUGCCAAAUACGCUUGUCAAGUCUGCCGAGCAUUCGAUCCGGAGUGGAAGAUUAUAGGGAACAGUUGGCAGAAGGCUGACAAGAAGGGGGCGCAUCGGGUUCUGUUCGGCACUAUCGACUUUGACAAUGGAAGAAAUGUGUUCAUGAAGCUACAACUCCAAACCGCACCGGUCCUCCUCUUCUUCCCCCCAACAGUCGGCGAGAACGCAAAGCCCGACGGCCAGCCCAUCCGCUUUGACUUCCUGGGACCGCAGACCGCAGAGGGCGUACACGGCUGGAUUACACGCCAGCUACCCGCCGGAAACUAUCCAGGCGUCAGUCGACCCAUCAACUACGGCAGGAUUGGCGCGACCAUCACGAUCCUCCUCGGCCUCUUCACCUUCGUCACCGUGGCAUACCCCUACAUCCUGCCCAUCGUCCAGAACAGGAACCUGUGGGCCGGAAUUAGCUUGGUCCUGAUUUUGCUAUUUACCAGCGGCCACAUGUUCAACCACAUCAGGAGAGUGCCCUACGUUGCGGGCAACGGACGCGGUGGAAUUAGUUACUUCGCGGGUGGUUUCUCAAAUCAGUUCGGCAUGGAGACCCAGAUCGUCGCUGCAAUGUACGCUCUACUGGCUUUCGCCGCCAUCAACUUAGCACUGAGAGUCCCACGGAUUAAGGACUCACGCACGCAACAAGUGGCUGUCAUCAUUUGGGCAUCGGUGGUCUUCGGCAUGUACAGUUUCUUGAUGAGCGUUUUCCGUAUCAAGAAUGGCGGCUACCCUUUCUGGCUGCCUCCAUUCUAG
Exophiala aquamarina CBS 119918 is the source of this 987-nucleotide messenger RNA. RefSeq lists its product as uncharacterized. The record is from RefSeq and is a predicted model, not a curated record. Lineage: Eukaryota; Fungi; Ascomycota; Eurotiomycetes; Chaetothyriales; Herpotrichiellaceae. The coding region runs from base 1 to 987 and encodes 328 amino acids. Gene Ontology annotation, cellular component: oligosaccharyltransferase complex. The transcript is spliced from 3 exons.